Molecule: messenger RNA, 2513 nt
Organism: Linum tenue
Lineage: Eukaryota; Viridiplantae; Streptophyta; Magnoliopsida; Malpighiales; Linaceae
Source: the annotation of a GenBank genome assembly
UAAAUCAUACUAAGUGGAAAGAGGAAAGAGCCGGCGGGGGAUUAGGAAAAAAUUAGAACACUGAACAUUGAUAGAUAUAUACUGGCGCAGCCACUGGCUGAUGAUGGAUAAAUAGAUCGAACAUCUCUGUCUCUUUCAAUUUCCCAUAGCUCCUCUGUCUUUCUUCUAUCUUCUUCUCGUCCUUUUCUCAUCUACGACUAACAAACAAGCAGCCGAUAAGACUGCUUAUAUACCACGCCCCACCACCACCAUUCGUCGAAAGCUGAAAAGGUGAAACCAUCCUCCACUCCAAAUUACUGAAUUUACACUCCCUUUCCUUCCUACUUCACUCACCCGCUACUCCGAGCUUCUAUUUGAGGAAAGUGUCCGCCAUGGCUCCCCCGCCGCAGGAUCACCGGCAGCCCCUACUCGCCGGCGAGGGGCCGGACGAGCGGGAAGAAACGGCGUACGAAUCCUCCGAGAGAAUCCACAUAGUCGGGGUUGAUUCCGACUCCGACGCGUCCGAUUUCGCGCCACCCUUCUCGUGGAGGAAGCUCUGGCUCUUCACUGGGCCUGGGUUCCUGAUGUCCAUAGCUUUUCUUGAUCCGGGGAAUUUGGAAGGCGAUCUUCAGUCCGGUGCGAUUGCUGGCUACUCCUUGCUCUGGCUGCUGAUGUGGGCAACCGCGGUUGGGCUUCUCAUUCAGAUGCUCUCGGCUCGUCUCGGCGUGGCGACCGGCAGGCAUUUGGCCGAGCUCUGCCGGUCGGAGUACCCGACUUGGGCCCGGAUGCUGCUCUGGAUUAUGGCUGAGCUGGCUCUCAUCGGAGCUGAUAUUCAGGAGGUUAUUGGGAGUGCUAUUGCGAUUAAGAUUCUGAGUAAUGGGUAUUUGCCCUUGUGGGCUGGCGUUGUCAUCACCGCUCUUGAUUGUUUCGUGUUCCUGUUUCUCGAGAACUAUGGUGUGAGGAAAUUGGAAGCGUUCUUUGCUGUUCUAAUCGCUGUAAUGGCAAUUUCUUUUGCUUGGAUGUUUGGUGACACGAAACCGAAUGGAACGGAACUUCUUCUGGGCAUCUUGAUUCCGAAACUCAGCUCAAAAACCAUAAAACAAGCCGUUGGAGUUGUGGGCUGCAUCAUCAUGCCCCACAAUGUGUUCUUACACUCUGCUCUAGUACAAUCAAGGGAUGUCGAUCGAAGCAAGAAGGGUCGUGUCGACGAAGCUCUUCGAUACUAUGGAAUCGAGUCCACUGCUGCACUAGCUGUAUCGUUUUUCAUCAAUUUAUGCGUCACCACUGUGUUUGCAAAGGCGUUCUAUGGCACUGAAGUAGCCAAUAGCAUUGGCCUUGUAAAUGCAGGGCAGCUUCUUCAAGAUAAAUAUGGGGGUGGCAUCUUUCCGAUUCUGUACAUAUGGGCUAUUGGAUUGCUGGCAGCGGGCCAGAGUAGCACCAUUACUGGCACUUAUGCCGGCCAGUUUAUAAUGGGAGGUUUCCUGAACUUGAGAUUGAAGAAAUGGGUUAGGGCCAUGAUCACACGGAGCUGUGCCAUCAUCCCAACUAUAAUUGUUGCACUCAUCUUUGAUUCCUCUGAGGACUCCCUGGAUAAAUUGAAUGAGUGGCUGAAUGUCCUUCAGUCAGUUCAGAUCCCUUUUGCACUUAUACCCCUUUUAUGCUUGGUCGCCAAGGAAGAGAUCAUGGGCACUUUUCGGAUUGGUCCCGUUCUUAAGACAAUUUCAUGGAUUGUGGCUGUAUUGGUUAUAUUGAUCAAUGGCUACCUACUGUUGGACUUCUUCAUGAACGUGGUAGAUGGAUUGACAGUUGCAGUAGUGGUCUGCGCAUUCACAGUUGGAUAUGUAUCAUUCAUACUCUACCUGGUGUCCCGAAACUUUACAUUUGCGUCAUGGAGCCGCCGUCAGUCUAAGCAGUUAGAUCUAAAUUGAGUGAAGAAUGAACAAUUGCUAGAUAUGUAAGGCAUGAAUCAUGCUGUGUUCUGCUUGCUGCCUCCGGGGCUUCAUACUACGGUUAUGACUUAUGACCAGAGAGUCGCUUUAUGUGCAUGAACUUCUCUGGGUAGCAUCUAAUACAGCUCCAUAGUCUGUGUGGCUUCUCCUGUAUGCCUUGUGCAGAAAGGGUCAAGGAAGAUAUCGAAGACCCACAACGCAAUGAAGUGGAUUUUGAAUCCAGCACUUGGUACUUUUCGAAGUAGUUUUUUAGCUUUGCAGCCCAGAUUGCUGGAUGGAUCAACAUUGAUCAUUGUGUGAUGAGGUUGAACCUCCAAUGCAAUCGGCUUUAAUCUUCAUGUAUCUCGUCGUCUUUCGAGUAUGACAAUGAAAUGGCAAUGCAAUGUAUCUUGUAAGAUUAUUCCCUCCCACUAUUUGCUGUAGUAUAGGUCAUCUAGAAGAUAGAUCUCUUUGAACAAGAGCAGAUAAAGAAGAGAUUAUCUCUUAACUCUGUUGCAUUGUUACAGAGUGGGCAACUGUUAGUUACUGAAGGAUUCCAACUACUAAUCUUAUCCAGAGUAUGAAUUAUUUCAAAUUAAUUAGCCA